CUUUCCAUAUUAACAAUUUUGUUUCAAGUUUUAGUUUCCCCAAAAUUUCAUCCACAAUUUCGAAACUUGGCCCUCCAUUUUGCGAAAUCGUCUCCACAAAUAUGCGAAAUAAUGUCGUACCCUACUUUCUCCUCGAAAAAUGCGUUACUUUCUCCCCUUUCCAUCCUCGUCUGCGAUCGAUCUUUUAUCUUCAUAAUUUUGAACGCUGUAAUCACCAUUGUUUCUGCGCUGUUAAAUAUUUUUGCGUAUUUUAGCGUUUCCAAGGGUCAGCGGUACGGCCGGAGCAGGAUCGCGCACCUCGUCCGAGUCCUGACCGUGGCGCAGCUGGUCAUCACGGUGAGCUUGAUGAUGCUCGAGGUCGUGUGGCGGCUGCCGAUGGGGUCCAGGGUGAAGAGGGUGUGGUGCAUGGGGGCUCAAUUCGUGCGGGAUUGUGCGCUCUAUUUGACUUCGGAAAUCAUCGUGGGAAUCAGUCUGGAUAGAUGGUUUGAUUUCGUACAUCCCUUGAACUCGUGUUGUACAGGGGUGAGGAGGAAGGGGACGGUCUGGGUGGAAAUGGUGAUUGCGGGGUGCUUGGCGUCGCCACAGAUUUUUGUGUUUGGAAAAAAGGAUGUCCACCAUUCCUUCACGAUUUUCUGCGCUGUACAAACUUAUCUUCACCCAAACGAGCAGAAUUCCAUCGUGUACAGUAUACUUUCACUCUUAAUUCUUUACCUGGUUCCCUUGGUGACGAUGCUAUUUUGCUAUUCGAGCAUUGUAUGGACGGUGAAUAACGAGUACGGAUCACGAAUGAAAGAUUUGGGGUAUUCGUCUGCUGGGUACCACCCCUUCCACGGGGGACACAUUACCCUCCUCUCGGGUAAACAGUACUUUACCGUCGCGCCAGAACCCAUCAUUUAUCGAGGACGGGAGGUAGCGUUCAGACAGCGAAAUCCGAAUGGGACAAUCACAUAUUCUGGAAUUAAUUACUACGAGAUCGGAGUAACGUUGAGCCAGGCAAGGGUGAAAGCGACAAAAUUAGCGGUCCGGCUCGUUUCUUCAUUCGUGAUUUGUUGGACUCCUUAUGUCGCGAUGUAUUUGUGGUACAUGAUUGACGUUGAGAGCGCGAUGCACGUGUCGUCCUGGAUUCAAGAAGGUGUCUUCCUUCUCGCCUCGUCAAACUCGAUCGCAUUUCCACUCCUUUAUGCGACCAGUGGGGACAAGGGGAAAUUGCUGCGGGAAGCGUGUCUCUGCUGUGGAAAACACCCACCCAAGAAAAAGCAACCGGAACAACGGAGAGGGAGGAGCAAGACGAGGGGAAGACGGCGACGUCCCCCGCGGCGACAGUAUGUCGACACAUUUCCAUAAUUCCACUGAAUUACAUUAGGCAGACUUGGGCGAAACCGGAAUUGAUUGUAAAAGAUAAACUUGAAUUUAUUCUGUGGUAAAAUGUACAUACUUAGCUCUAAUACACGUGUCGAAAUUAUGUUACCUGCGAGUAGUACACCAAGUAGAUUUUACUUUCUCAUGUAACUUGGACAGGUAAAUACAUAUGUAGUCAUGGGAUUAUUCUAAUUUUUUGAAGUAAUUAACUUGUCAAAUAGUCUUACGUAUUUACGUAUUUGUCAACGUUAAUGAAUAUUUACGUAAAACCAAUUAUUCCGAUUUCGUCAUACUUUAAGAACCUAUUCGCGUAUAAAUAUUUAGUGACGUAAAGCACUACAUAUUGCACUACAUUGAAGACAAUAAUUCCUGAAGUACAUAUAUAUUAAUCAUAACUUUAAUUUGAGUCUGCAAAUAUUUUUGCGCAUGUAAGGACGUAGCUUUAGUUAGCAAUUGUUGUAUCUACCAGAUUGCACGAGUUAUAUAUGUAUGACAGGUAAAUAAGUACUUAUUUACCUGUAAGUACUUAUUCACAUAUGUGUAGUAAUUGUACGCCAGUGUGUCAUGCAUAUUUAUUCGUACAUUUGCGAAAAAUUCUAUGUGUUGUGUGUCAUGAUAUCUACGCAUUUCAAACAUUUAUCCACCUCGUGAUAAGACUCGAAGGUGACCUUGAUCCCAAUCCUUCUUAUGAUUGAUGGAUUAGGUCCUGAAAUAUGGCACGAAUUGCAUUAUCGAACAAAGACGAGCGAGAUUUUACAUGUUUACACAAAGAUAUGCUCUACUUACUUAUGGGCAGAGGGGAAAGCAGGCAACAGGUUGUAAGUAAGAAGGGGAGAGAGAUCACGCUACCCGGGUUUCUGUGGGGAUGGAAGUCUAGGUAAAUAAGGUGAAAGCACAGGUGGUGAUUGAAUUUAAGGAGAAAAGAGGCACUCAAACUCCACUUUCUCCCCUUUUACUUCUUACAAGAAUAAUUAGAUUUAGUUAUUCCACGGCAUGAACGUCGUACAUACUCUGAUGGAUUUUGAUUCUGUUGGAUCUACGGGAACAUGUGGAACGAACGUGUACAUUAUAAAAUGUGAAAAAAAUGUAGUGAUGAAAUGACCAGGGAGAAAGUUGAGGAAGUUUGACAUGAUUCAUAUAUCUGUAAAACUACUUAGGUUUAGAUAGCUGUAAAUGGGUUAUGAACUUGUAACGAGUUGGAGGUAUGACGGACUUACAUAUGGGUUGUAAUCGUAGUUAAUUCAACUUGUUCAAUUAGUAUGUAUUUAAUAUGUUUGGCUCUAUUUAUUAGGAGUAUCCAUAAGUUGUAUUCGUAGAGUAUGCAUAAUUACAUUUUACAUUAGUAAUUUAUGAAGUAAGAAAUUCAAACUAGUGGCGUGUAGGAAUCGGCCUUCUAUUACAGGAUACAUACAUGUACAUGAUGCAUGUGAGACAUUAUUUACAUACAUAUGUAUGUAUUAUAAUUAUACGACAGAUCAAUGAAUUUAGCAAUUAGGGAAACAUUAGAGAAAAAUAGCCGGCGAAACGCACAAACUUGCGAAUAUAUUCGUUGUGAUCUACAUAUACACAAUUUGAACAUAUGAAAAUUUAUAGGUAUGUACAUAUUUAUGUAUGUACAUUCACAUUAAGUACUUCAAGUAUUAACUUAUUAAUUUAACUUAACACGUAUAAAUAAUUAUUUUUAAAUUAAUUGAUGAAUUAAUUAACAAUUAGGGAUUAUGUGUAGUUUUUAGAUAUGUAUUAUGUUAAUUAAUAGUUCUAACUUUGAUGCUAACAAAGAGAGGAUAAGAAAGAAAGGAAGCUAUUUCCAUAAAACAGUUAGGUAUUCAUAUGUACUUAAAUAUUAAGGAACAUUCGACUCCCAUUUGUUACUUCGUUUUCAAUGGGUAAGCAUCAUGAAUGUACAAAUUGUAUGGUUACAAGCCAAACUAUGACAGAAUUUCUCAAGUAAUUAUUACAUUUGGUUAGCAGUGAAAAUAUUAC
This is a messenger RNA of Folsomia candida, 3342 nucleotides long. Its product is annotated as gonadotropin-releasing hormone II receptor-like. The transcript has 5 exons. Gene Ontology annotation, biological process: G protein-coupled receptor signaling pathway. Gene Ontology annotation, molecular function: peptide binding; G protein-coupled receptor activity. Gene Ontology annotation, cellular component: membrane. Lineage: Eukaryota; Metazoa; Arthropoda; Collembola; Entomobryomorpha; Isotomidae. The coding region runs from base 112 to 1344 and encodes 410 amino acids. The record is from RefSeq and is a predicted model, not a curated record.